Molecule: messenger RNA, 2327 nt
Organism: Xiphophorus maculatus (southern platyfish)
Lineage: Eukaryota; Metazoa; Chordata; Actinopteri; Cyprinodontiformes; Poeciliidae
Gene: antkmt
Product: protein FAM173A-like
Exons: 5
Coding region: 651-1337 (228 amino acids)
Biological process (GO): positive regulation of proton-transporting ATP synthase activity, rotational mechanism; regulation of mitochondrial ATP synthesis coupled proton transport; peptidyl-lysine trimethylation
Cellular component (GO): mitochondrion
Molecular function (GO): protein-lysine N-methyltransferase activity
Source: RefSeq, a predicted model, not a curated record
CAUGGUUUUAUGUCCGCUCUCAUUGCUUCAGGUCACUGAAGAUUUUAGUUUCUAAAGCUUGACUUAACCGGAGUUUAUUAUUAUUAUUAUUAUUAUUAUUGUUAUUAUUAUCAUUAUUGUUAUUAUUAUUAUUAUUUAUUAAUAUUAUUAUUAUUAUUUAUUAUUAACGUUCAGGACGUAAGCGAUUACUUUUACUGUUGCUCUGUGUAUAUAUAGGAUUAUUUCAGAUAACGUUACACUAUAAAGAAAAUGAGUUUAGUGAUUUAGGUUAACCAGUCCUAAAUGCUUUUUAAAAAGACGGGUCAACAUCAAACCAGCUUUAACUGUAUGUAGCAUUCACUAAAUUGACUGUUUUUCUCUAGAUAAUUAUUAUUAAGAUUAUAUUGUAAGUGUGCGGUCCGUUGAAUGGUGCCGUCUGAAUCAAUAAUAGUCAAAGGUAGGGAUAAGUCUUCUCUUCUCUUCGCAUCUCCUCGUUAAUUGAAGAAAUAUAGCCUGUAAUCUGUUACUACAGUGUCAUAAACUGGUCUUGUAGUCCAAACCGUAUUGACUUUAUCUUCUCCAAGGCUAUAUAUUACGUGGACCCUUUACGUCAUGGGUAUAUAACAUUUCAACUGUGAAUUGGACUCGACUCCCGCUCAUUUCUUGCAUAAAUGGAUGAUGACUCACCGGAUGAGGUGUUUACUGACUUCAGGACCAGACACCUUGGAGGUUGGGGUGUUGUGCAGAUAGCUGCUGGCACUGGGCUUGCUGUCUAUGUGAUGUGGGUUGGAGUCCUUCAGCCUGGCUUUCGGAGGGUACCACUGAAGCUACAGGUCCCCUACAUCCCUGCCAGCAAAGCACAAGUAAAAAAUGUGAUGACUUUGAUGAGAGGUCGAACAGGUGAUCUAGUCGAUUUGGGAUCUGGUGAUGGUCGUAUUGUUUUGGAAGCCUAUCAGCAUGGCUUUAGCCCAGCUGUUGGCUAUGAGCUCAACCCCUGGCUUGUACGGCUGGCUCGCUUUCAUGCCUGGAGAGCAGGUUGCUACGGAAAAGUGUCAUACAGACAAGAAGAUCUCUGGAAGGUCGACUUGUCAAAAUGCAAGAAUGUCACAGUGUUUCUGGCUCCAAGUGUGCUGUCUUUAUUACAGAAGAAGUUGCAGGUUGAGCUUCCGGAUGAUGCCUUAGUAGUGGCCGGCCGUUUCCCCUUCCCAGACUGGAGCCCUUGCAGGAUUGAGGGGCAGGGAGUGGACAGGGCCUGGUCGUACAGCAUGCAAGCACAACGACAGCACACAAGUCAAAAAAAUGAAAACCUCAUUGUUAGAAGUAUUGUUAGAAAACCACCUCUUGUUAGAAGUAAGUGAUUCUAACAAGAAACUGGUUCAGGAAUAACAAUGGACUUUGAAGAUAAAUUGAUGCACUUAGUCAGAAUGGCAAAGGUUAAUAGACUGACUUUGGGUUAACCAUUCUGAACUAGUGAAGUUUUAGGACUCAGUUUGACAGUUAAAAAAAAAUUAAAAAAAUAAUAUACCCUCCUUAUGUCAUUUAAUUGUGACAUCAGUUAAUCUUUACAAAGUUUUCAAUGUUACACUCUUGUUUAUUUAUACAGGUGCUAAAUUAAGACGCUGGUAUAAAUUAGACAAAAUAAAACCCAUGGAAAAAAGGCUUGUGCAGUGACCUUUGGUAUAUUGAUUGAGCUUUGGAACAAAUUUUACUAGAGAAUAGCUACUCUGCUUGAAAUCUCCUACUUUCUGGGUGCACUGUAAGUUUCUUUACUGUCCUGUGGAACUGGAUUUAUAUUAUUCAUUUUGUUUUGUUUUUUUUACUUGCCAUAUCUCAUAUUUUAGCUCAAAAUAUUCUGUCGUUAUUAAGGACAGAAUAUGACUCCAGUAAAAAUUGCUCUUGCAUUUUUUAUCUGCACCAUGAUAAAAAAAAACUUUUAUGUGUUCUAUAAGUUGUUGUUUUGCUGUUUAAACUGUAUGCCAAUAACUGAUGAUUCAAGGUGCUGUGUUGUGACUUACAAUGUAGAUAAGUAUCAUACGUUGAUACGUUGAUAUCAUAUUUUGAUUACAAUGCAAGCAAUGGAAACCAAAUUACAUUUCUUGUUUGUGUCCACAAACCUGGCAAAUAAAGUUGAUUCAGAUUCUUAUUUUCAUGAACAAAUAAAAUUCACAGUGGUGCAUUAAUUUUUGUAUUUAGCUCUAAUGUGUUUUUAUGUAUUACACACUUAUUUUUUGUGUAUUUUUUUCUGACAGAGAUAACCUUAUUUAUGAAACAUACUGUAUUUUUUUCCCUAAGAUAUAAAUAAAAAGUAUUGCUAUUAUCUUUCUAUGGCUAAUAAAUUACCUUUUAGU